CGCCAAAGAUGCAUCACGGCGUGUCUGAAUUCACAUCAGUCCGACUCGCAGGGUGAUUCAAAUUGUUGCCGAGUCGGGUCUGCCAGCGUCCGCAGACCUCGGCCUGGAAUGGCUAUAUUUGUCUCCGGGCCGUGUGCUUGGUACUGGCACAGUGCUUCCUCGUUUUGUUCUAGAUUAACUUGGUUAUAUUUCCAUUUAGAUCGCUUUCCAUGAUCAGGCUAUUCGCAGCGUUACGAAAAUGACCUCGCGUUCCCCAGACCAGCUCCGCAUUCUUGGUCUCGUUUUCGGAAUUGCGUUCGGCGGCAUAGCUACCAGCACAUUCAGGGAGCGCAUGCCCUUGAGAUUACGAUGUCACGCCGUCAUGGAUCCCGGUGCAGCUGUCGGCAUAACCACCAGCUAUUCCACGGCUUCCCAGCUUUCCAGUGGCGUUUGACUUAGUCGUGGGUUUUAUGUCUCGGCAAUCUCUCACGGCCGCCCAAGACUUCAUCGCUGCGGGGAUGUCAACAAUACAUUUAUCGCUGUCGUCUUGCUAUAGCUCCCGGGAUAUGCUCUCCGCUGGACGGAAUGUUUUCUUAGGCCAGCCUAUGUUGUGGUGAUGUUCUUCAUGGGCUUAUAUGGCAUGGUCUGGGACAUACCCUGCUUGGGCAGGCUACCACGUGAGUCUUGUCGCGCCUUUACCUUCACCUUCUUGAUCACUUCUUCCAUCCAUCACUCAAUCAUCUCGCGCCACUGUUUCCGGGCGUAGAAAUUGCCAAAUUCGUGAAGCCGAAGUUAAGAUGAACAUGGAACCUGUAUUGCGUAGACUGGUUUGCGCGUUCUGGAGCAGAUCUCCACCCACACGGUUGGCUUGUUCGCUCCACCGGGAU
Messenger RNA from Aspergillus japonicus CBS 114.51, 866 nucleotides. RefSeq lists its product as uncharacterized. The transcript has a single exon. Bases 239 to 433 code for a protein of 64 amino acids. The record is from RefSeq and is a predicted model, not a curated record. NCBI's taxonomy places the organism in Eukaryota, Fungi, Ascomycota, Eurotiomycetes, Eurotiales, Aspergillaceae.